UCCACUCCCUUCCUACAUCCCUCCGUCCGCCGAGCGCCAUUUUCGGCGUUGUCACGGGUCCUGGAGAAAAGCAUGCUAUUAUCAAACAGAUAAUAAGAUCUGUAUUUAAACUUGUAAUAACUCGACUCAGUAUUGGUGAAAGAUGGGGCGUAAGAAGAAGAAGCAGAUGAAGCCGUGGUGCUGGUAUUGUAAUCGAGACUUUGACGAUGAAAAGAUUCUUAUCCAGCAUCAAAAGGCAAAACAUUUUAAAUGCCACAUCUGCCACAAGAAGUUAUACACUGGCCCUGGUUUAGCCAUCCACUGUAUGCAGGUUCACAAGGAGACAAUUGACAGUGUUCCUAAUGCAAUUCCUGGAAGAACUGACAUUGAGCUGGAGAUCUAUGGCAUGGAAGGAAUACCAGAGAAAGAUAUGCAGGAAAGACGGCGAACAUUGGAGCAAAAAUCUCAAGAAAGCCAAAAAAGGAAAAAUCAGGAUGACUCUGAUGAGGAGGAUGAUGAUGAUGAGCCUGGACCUUCAGCUCAAACAGCUGUUCAGCCUCAGGCUGGCUACGCUGCUCCCAUGGCUCAGCCUGGGAUGCCUGUAGCAGGGGCACCAGGGUUACCUCCUGGAGGAUACCAAGGAAUGCCUCCUAUGAUGCCGGGUGUUCCACCCAUGAUGCAUGGCAUGCCUCCUGGAAUGCAUGGGAUGCCACCAGGCAUGAUACCUAUGGGUGGGAUGAUGCCUCCCAUGAUGCCUGGAAUGCCCGGAAUACCUCCAGGAAUGCCUCCACAUAUGGCUCCACGGCCAGGGAUGCCUCACAUGACACCAGCCCCUACAGGAGCUAUCCCAAGCCGACCCGCCGCAGCAGCACAACCUGCUGUGACUAAGCCUUUGUUUCCCAGUGCAGCUCAGAUGGGCUCUGGAGCUUCAUCUCCUGCAGACCUUCAGUCUGCCUCGUCCCAGCCAUCCUUUCCUAACACGCCUCAAGCCCAGCAAAGCGCAUCAGGAGUUACUGCCUCCACAGCAGCCACAUCUGACCCUCCCAAAGCAACGUUCCCCGCCUACACUCAGCCCUCUGUCUCUGCCUCCUCUUCUUCCACUUCUGCUUCUAAUCCCUCUAGCAGCACUGUGGCCAAACCCCCGGCCACAGUGACUAGUAAGCCUGCCACACUAACCACCACGAGUGCAACUAGUAAGUUGAUCCACCCUGAUGAGGAUAUCUCACUGGAAGAGUUGAGGGCACAGUUGCCCCGUUACCAGCGCCUCGUCCCCAGAGUGGGACAGGCGCAUGCAGCUGCUGCUGCUGCCGUGGCAACAGUGGGUGGCAUGAUUCCCCCACAGCAAGGAAUACCCCAGCAGCCUGGAAUGAGGCAUCCCAUGCAUGGUCAGUAUGGUGCGCCACAGGCCAUGCCUGGCUACAUGGCUGGUGGGAUGCCUCCAUAUGGACAGGGUCCCAUGGUGCCCCCAUAUCAGGGGGGUCCUCCCUUGGGCAUGAGGCCUCCUGUCAUGUCACCAGCCGGACGCUACUGAAGCUUCAAAGCUGCCGACCACAUUAGGUUUGAGGCUAACACCUUUUCUCAUCCUAGUGCUCUUUUCAACAGUAGCUGCACGCAACCAGAUGUGAGCCCUGUGGUGUGAACUAUUGUUAGACACAUGGACAUUAAAUGCAGCAUUAUCAAACACCACACAAGAUUCUGAUGGCUCUUUGUUGCUUAUCUGUAAGGAUGUAUUUUCCCCCAUAGGUUCCACUCAGGUUUAUAGAAAUAAUGUGUGUUAAAACUAUUUCAUAUUACCUUUUUGAAGCUGCUGGAGUAACAUGAUCGUACCAUCUUCUUACAAAGGCAAGUUUCUCAUGUAAACAUUGGAUCUUUCUUUUUUAUUCUUUUGGUAGCUUGAGGCCCUCACAGCAUGCUUAGGUGCUGUUGGACUUGCGUCCCCAACUUUGGUUGGUGAGGGUCUCAGUGGUAAAGAUGAUUCCUGAUUAGUGUUAUAAAUCCAUGACUCAUCAGUCUCUAGCUUUAUUCUUGUUUCAGGUUUGUUUUUAACAAUCUUGGUUAAAAGGGUACAUGUAUUCAUCCUUUGUAAUGUUUUAUGAAUCUGUUGUAAUAAAAUCCAUCUUGAAAUCCAAUGCUGGUUUGUCCUGACCUACGAAGGUGAGUCAUGAAGGUUAGUACUGGUGUUUUAUUGGGACAUCAGAUAUAUUUAACCUGGUAUUUCAUCACACAAGUUUGCCAUCAUCAGUCGGGAAAUCCACCACAUAUUCAUCACAAUAAAGGGGAUUAGACUAGAUUUCCAGUGUUUUACAAAAAAUAUUGAAUGUUGUCAAAAUAUACUCAAUUUUGGUUUAGCGGAACCAAAGCUGACUAAUCUCUGGUUCUAGUGUCGCAUGUUGUUGACUUUUAUGUAGUCUGAAUUGAAUCAUUUUUUAUAGUUAAUUUUUCUUUUGCCCAUAUAUAGAAAAAAAACAAACACCAGCCAACAGUUGUGUUGUAGUUAUUUGCCUAGCACAAAAAAAAAUACUUAACUGGCAAAUGCGAACUGUAACAUUUUUUUGUAGCACUGUCAGUUAUCCAUACACAGUAUGUUGUGGAUUUCCCAAACAAUUGCAGUAACCUUGUACAACAGAAUUAACUGCAACUCUUAGACUUGCUCACUGCACCGAAGUUCUUGGUGCUUUGAUUUUAAGAAAUGUCAAAUUUCCUGAAGUUCGAUUUGCUUUACAGGAGUUAGUUUAUGGGCAUCAUCUCAAUAAGCCCCAUGUCACAUCAUAGGGGACUCUGAUAUAUCCUCAGUGAAACAUAUCAUUGAUAUGUAUUUGUUUUUGUCUGUAGCCCUUCCAUCAGCUUUUGAGUCUUUAACUCUACUGGGCUGCCAUGACAGGUCAGUUAAACCCUGUAAGUACCUGCUGUUCAUUGUUCAAGUUUGGCUAUGUUCUCAGUGUCCGGCGCUACAUGUGCUGUGUUGUAAUGGAGCUGGAAAAAUGUUAAAUUUCUUUGAAAUGGGUAUUGCAACCUGAUAAUGUCAAAGGUCCACGAUAGCGUCUGUGGAGCAAAGUUCACCACCUACUUGUCUCCAUUUUAUUGCUUUGCCUGGAAUGUUCCACAUUAAAGCAUUAACCAUCUCCAUAGAGAUGGGCAGGUGAUGCCUUCAGGCCAAGUUACAUGUCAGAUCUGUGGUGAGACUAGCCCACUCACUGCAUGAAUGCAUGUUUUCUAAUAUUCCUUAGCAUUAAAAUCACCUGUUGAAUGCUAUAUUGUGAAACAUUCCAGGCAAAGCAGUCUUUAUGGAGACAAGACGACUGUGGACCCUCCACCGGAAGUUAUUUUGUGCACCUUUAAAGGAGGAGUGGGUCCCCUUUGGUAUAAACUGGUAAGUAACCAGUUAGAUGUUUAGGCCGACUCAAAAACACACAAUUGCUAUAUAUAUAUAAAGAUAUAUAUAGUAUGUUUAAGUAUUUUUGUUGUACUCAUUGAUUUAACUGAUAAAUUAUGUCUUGUUUACAUGCAUUUGUACAAAAUAUUUUACCUUGUAAAUGGAAAAAUGUGUCCUCUAAUAAACUGUUGUACUUCCA
This is a messenger RNA of Boleophthalmus pectinirostris (great blue-spotted mudskipper), 3551 nucleotides long. RefSeq names its product zinc finger protein 207, b (gene znf207b). Gene Ontology annotation, cellular component: nucleus. The record is from RefSeq and is a predicted model, not a curated record. The transcript is spliced from 11 exons. The coding region runs from base 143 to 1510 and encodes 455 amino acids. NCBI's taxonomy places the organism in Eukaryota, Metazoa, Chordata, Actinopteri, Gobiiformes, Gobiidae.